UUUGGCUAGGAGGAGGUUCCUGGCAUUGCUGGUUCUGGCUGGGAGUUAGGGAGGGGCAGAGGUGCCCGAGUCCUCAGUCAUCAUCUUGCUAUUGGAAGACGUAGGUGGUGCCCGCACUUCUUUCUCACCCUCGCCACCAUCUUAACACCAAUAUGAAGGCGUGGUUACCUCUUCUGCUUCUGGUGGCGACACUUACCAUUGCUGCUGCUACCACUAAGGAGAAACAGCACAAGAAGGCUCACUCCGACCCACAAAAAAAACAUAUAAAUCAGAUUGAGGAAAAGCUUCAACAACUGCUUCAACUAGAAGCUGAGCUGAAGUCAGAAAUUGCUGAAGUUGCUGAGGAGGACGAGGAGGGGGAAGAGGAGGAAGAGGAGGAGGUUGAAGUUCCUAAUGAAGAGAAUGAGAUAGGUGAUGAAGAAAGAGAGCCUGAAGAGGGAGAGCCUGAAGAGGAGGCUGAAGAGGAGGCUGAAGAAGAAGAAGAGCCUGUAGAUGAAGAAUAUGAUGAAGAGGAAACAGAUGAAGAUCCAGAUGUAAUCAUUAGAGAUCCUUGUACGGACAUGCACUGUGGUGCCGGCCGUAUGUGUGUUUUAACUGAUGAUGGUGAAGCAGAAUGCAGAUGUGUUAAUGCAUGCACUGAUGAGCCUGAUCCACGUAGGAGAGUGUGCAGUAACCACAAUGAGACUUGGAUGUCUGACUGUGAACUGUACCGCCAGCGUUGUCUUUGCAAGGAGGAGGAUGAAAGCUGCCUCAAGCCAGAGUAUAGCCAUGUUCAUAUUGACUAUUAUGGAGAGUGUCAAGAGCUUCCUAAGUGCGAGGAAUCAGAGCUGGAAGAUUUCCCUCGUCGCAUGAGUGAAUGGUUGUUUAACAUCAUGCGUGACAUGGCUGACCGUCAGACUCUGAGUGAGCAUUACAUCCGCCUGGAGAGGGAAGCCGAGGAGGAUGCCACUAAGCAGUGGACAUACGCAGUAGUGUGGAAAUGGUGCGAGCUGGAUUCUCAUCCAAAAGAUAGCGCUGUGUCACGUCACGAGCUGUUCCCCAUCCGCGCCCCACUUAUUACUCUGGAGCACUGCAUCAGUACAUUCCUAGACUCCUGUGAUCCAAAUGAUGACCAUCUCAUCACACUCAAGGAAUGGGGUAACUGUACCAAGCUUUCGCAGGAGGACCUAGACAAACAUUGAGACUUGUGUGAGGACAUCCGCAGUGAAUAAAUUACUGGAACUGAGAAAUGCCAUUGUG
Cherax quadricarinatus is the source of this 1239-nucleotide messenger RNA. Lineage: Eukaryota; Metazoa; Arthropoda; Malacostraca; Decapoda; Parastacidae. The record is from RefSeq and is a predicted model, not a curated record.